This is a messenger RNA of Folsomia candida, 3635 nucleotides long. RefSeq lists its product as uncharacterized. The record is from RefSeq and is a predicted model, not a curated record. The coding region runs from base 304 to 1002 and encodes 232 amino acids. The transcript has 5 exons. Lineage: Eukaryota; Metazoa; Arthropoda; Collembola; Entomobryomorpha; Isotomidae.
UUGUCGUUGAUGGAGGUGCUACUACUGGUACAGGAGGCUGCCUGGUCAUAGUGCGUUGCAUUGCAUUCCACCGAGCACACCGAGAUAAGCAUCUUCAAAAAGGUCACGUUUUACUUUGUAAUAGCUUUCUCUCAGGCGAGUAGAGUCUCGUCAUCGUUUCGCAAUUUCUCCAAGUGCACUUGAACCAUUUCGUUCCAUUUACUCCACAAGAAGCAAGCAGCUCACUAACUCACUCGCUCAUUCAAUAAGAGAUACGCAGCAGUUUUCCUCCUCUCGAAGACUUUUCCUCCUGAGAUUAAAAAAAUGGAAGGAGACCCAGACGUCCCUGAAAAUGCCAAAGAGACGGAUAACUUGGUUCCAUCAGAGAAGGAAGACGAUGAAGGUAUUGACGAAUUGACGGCCGAGAUGACAACUCUUUUGUCAGAAAUGCCUGGACACAGCGGAGUAUCGUCGUCGUCGACCCGCGGCGACGAGGCUGACUCUCAACCCUCCGAGACCACCAGACCACAUCCUCAUCCAUAUCAUUUUAAAAACAAAUACACCUUCCGGUCCGACUCGGUUUACUCUGACGUUAUCCCCAUGUCUGCAGCAUCCAACCACUCCAACUCCCACAAAACAUCGGAGUCCCGUGAAAAGUCUGGGUCUUUAUCAUCCCUGAAGGCGAAGGAGUCGAAAUGGACGACCCUCAAGAAAAAGUUGGGAAGACUGAAUUCUAGCUCCAGUGCAGUGACAUCCAAUUCUAGCUCAGAAAACCCACCGGAAGAGAACAAGGAAGGCGAAAAACGACGACCUACAAAAUCAUUAAAUGAAAAGAGAAGCUUUUUCCAACGCGCUAAAACGAUGUCGAUCCUCCCAGUUCACAGAUCAUCCAAGGAAAGAGAUGAUCCUCCACCGCCCAGACGGGUGAUUGAGCCCCCAGAGCUGUUCAAUGUGGGUGGGGAGAUGAAUCUAAUUCCUCUCGAAUUACUAAUUGACGUUAAUAGUGUGGGUCUCAAAAGGUAGAUUGGAAACGGAGCAGAUGGAACAUCAAACUUUCUCCUCAUCUUCUCUCUCUCCUUCUCUUUACACUUUCCCCUCAUUAAAAUUAAUACUACUGAUAUCCGAGAAUGGCGAAAUGGCGGAUGGCAAGCUUUCUCCCUACGUAAAUUCUCUAUUUCAACUCAAUCUCAAGUAUUCCACUCCUACUUAUCAUAUGAAUAUGAGGAGAAUGAGAUGUCCCAGCCAAAUUAAGAUGCGAGAUAUUGAGUUGAAGUGGGAGUUGAUUCUCGGGAGCUUGAGGGAUGACAUUUCCUGAGUCAGACACACUCCUCGUCGUACAUAGACUUGCACACUCGUCGUCAAUCCUUUCUCAUUAAUACUUGAGUAAUUUAUACUAGAUUGUCAAGCCAAGCCUUUAAUAUUAAUUAAUACCUUGUCCCGUUGGCUGGGUUUGGGCCAAAAUCAUGAUUCGCUUGUCUGAGCAUUUCCUUCUUACUAUUACCACAACCAGUUAACCGUGUCGUAAAAUCAAGCCUUGCCUUUCUCGUUAAACUUUCUCCUUGCAGUCUUUCAUCCAGAUCCAGCAUCGGCAAACUGUAUUAUUACUAAAACCUGCUACCAAGUAGUGUGUAACGUGAUAUUAUGUUAUAGACCGACAAGGCCCGAAAAGGUCACUAGUUCAUAUUCGACUUGAAUUUACAACCAGGCCCACAUAUUUAUUCCAAGUGAAAUUCAAAUUCCUUGCGAAAUAUGCAACAUUCUUACACAAGCCUACAUACUUAGGAUUAGUUGUUUGAGUAAUAAUGCCAAUGCUGCACAGAAUACAUAAUACUUAUGUAAAGACUUCCUUUUGCGUAGGUAACCUGAAAUUUCCAUAUUCUUAUGAAACCUGCAACAGUUCUUUUGCACGAGGCUAGAAUUGACAACUCUCUUGUUUCACUCACUGUUGCUUUUAUUGCUAUAUUUAUAUUUCUUGUGUACCAGCAGACAUGCAUUUACCAGGAAAAGUUGUAAACGGCAAACUAUAAUCAUAGUAAUAAUGGAAUUCUGUAAACAAUUCUUACUUGUUUCAUUUUGCACAGAUUAGACCGAGUGCCAUGGUACACGUCCUACACGUUUUUAGGGAACAGACAGAUUAUUUCGUUUUUAUAAUAAGGCCUCUAUUUCCAAACUCCAUUAUUUUUCCACGAUUGCCAUCUCGUUAAUAUCUCGAUAUCAUACAUAUAUUUGACGACCAGAAAAUAACCCUCGAAAAAUUCUGCAUGCAAUUACAGCUUUCGAUUCCAACCUAUCUGCAAUACACACGUAUAUUCUGAAUUUUCUCAAUCGUGCUAAAUUAUUUUUAGGUAAAAUUUGAAUACCUGAACAGUUCAUUAUGCAAAGACGAACGUGUAUGCAUAUAUGUAGGUAUAUUGUCGUUAAGGCCUAUAUUUCAUUGUCAGAAUAUGUACUAGCUAUCGGCUAUUUAUUGUUCCACUCUGCGAUUGUUUGUUAAAUUUCUCUGCAAAUAUUGAAAAACACAUGAACAUACGAUCCUAUUUGAUUGAACCCAUUUGACCAAUCAACUACCAAGAAGCCUUGACUAACCAACGCAUACAUAGACAUUGAAACUCAAAUGCUUUCACCCAUCACAAUGUACUAGCUUAUGCAAAUUUGUUAUCAUUAUGUAAGUAGUACCAGCUGCAUAAUAUCUGCAAAACCUGGACUGAAAUACGAGUAACACGGAAUUCACGAGUUGUACCAUAUCUAAAUAUCUCAGUCUUAACAAAGAAAGAUCAGAGUCAUGCAAAAUAAUUGAUGACAAGAAUUUAUAAAGACAACUCUUAUUUGCUGUAAUGUAUAUUACGAGGGAUCUUGAGGAUGGCGCCCUAUUUAUGCGUGGGCCAUACAACGAUUAAUGAUUGUUCAAAUUAAGGAGACAAUUUUCUGAACAUGUAAUUUUGUCAAGUGACAAUUUGUCACUUGCGCUGUUUUUGGAUCUCUAUUAAACAAAUCUAAUAGGUAGGAAUAUCAUUCGUUAGACGCAAUUGUGCUGUGUAGCAAUGCUGGAGUAGUGUAAUUACAUGACAUUAGUGCAAGACAUACAAUUAUUAGCAGACUACGUAGGCAAUAGGAAUUUAUGUAUGUACUGUAUUGGCCUAUUUGGCCUUAAAUGUGCACUUCUUGGAUUUAACGGACAUAUUCCCGAAAACAGGUUGAAACUGGACAAUUGCGGGCACACACUAAACUGAAUUAAUGCUUUCAAAUAAAAAUAGAUAAUAAUUUAUGCAGCCUUUAUGUAUGUUUAUGUCUCACGCAUGUAGCAGCUCAUUUACAGAAUACAAUUAAUUUAAGUAUAUUUCAUCAAAUUUUUUUAUAUCAGAUGCAUAUCCGUGGAAGGAAAUAUAUAUUGUGUAAUAAAUAAUGUUAUGUGUUAUGUUAUGCAAUAAUUUGUUCUAUAUUGUAAUUAAGCCAUGUGUAUAGUAUUCGAAUAAUUAUGUAGCCAAUUGUCCAACGCAGCGAUUUUACCGAAUUGUAUACCUACAACAUAGUGAUGUCUCGACCGACAACGUCUGUAUCCCCAAAUAAAUAAUACAUACUUUACUACUCAUGAAAUCCAUAAUACCAAAUAUGUAAUAUAUUUUUAAUAAAUUUAGGAAUUUAUCCAAAAAUAAGAA